ACAUCAAUCAGUUCAAGUUUGGCUGCAAAAAAAAAAAAAAACCAAAAAAUAUAAAUAAAAGGGAAAUAGGAAAAUAUAAAAAAGAAAAUUGACCCAAAUUCUGAGCAAACAUAAAUCGUUUUCCACUAGCCAAAUUCGCAGUUCCAUCAUUCGUGACUCUUCCAUGUUUAUGAUAGUUUGAAAUAGCCUAAUAUGACGCGCUUCUGGCCAUUGAUUUUCUCAUGCUCCCGUUCGGCUUCCGGAAUUUUCUCGCACUUCUUGAGUGACCAAAAUGGUGAAAAUUGGCCAUGGUCUUCUGCACUCCAUGCCGCCUCUACAUUUGAGGAGGAUCAAAAAACCAAUAGGCGCAAGCGUUUAAGUCCUCAUCGGGAUUCCUUUCGUGAUUAUACCAUCAUGCAGUAUGAAAAUCGACUGAGACUGCACGCCCAUCCCACCAAGAUUUUCCGCUACUUUGCCACCAUUAAAAUGAAGAAUAAAUCUGGUAAAUGGGAACUAUACAUGACUCCCAGCGACUUCCUAAGAUCCAUUCAACCCGGAUUGACGCAACCAGAGAACUUGGGCCUGGACAAAUUCCAUAUUCUGGAUGAGCAGGCGGCCAAAAAAUGGAUACCGGAAGUUAAAGAUGAUAGCAUCUUUCUAAAGAUCGAGGAUCGGGGCUUGCUGACCUACAGUGACUAUGUGCUCCUGACCAUCCUGCUCUCCAUUCCGGAGCGAAAUGUACGGAUUGGCUUCAAGCUGUUUGAUUUGAAUGGUGAUGGCGACGUGACCAUCGAUGAACUGGACACAGUCUUCAUGGCAAUGACGCAGGGUGAAGUCUCCAUGAUGAAUUCCCACUUGAAGAGUCACUUCUUCGGACAUCGACUCAAUAAGACCCUGAGCAUUGAGGAAUUCCUGGAGUUUCUACACGCCCUGCACAUCGAGAUACAUACGGAGCAGUUUCAGAAUCUCUUGAAGGAGUCCAGUUCGGUGAUCUCUGAAGUGGACUUCGCCAAGGUGGUCCUGGGACUCAGGAAGUCACGAAGCGAACGUCGUGAAAUCCUCAAGCGGGUCAAGAACAAGUUUGGCAAGAUGGACCGUGGAAUUACUUUGGAGGAGUUCUUGGCCUUCUUUCGGUUUGUCCAGGAUGUGAGUAUAAUGGAUAACGCCCUCGCAUUUUACUAUUUCACCGGGGCGGAUAUCUCACCGAAAACUAUGCGGCACAUUGCGUACGUAGUGUCCGGCGUAAAACUCUCGCAGCAUCUCACGGAUGUGAUUUUCUGCAUCUUCGAUCGGAAUAACGACAACAUUAUCCAGCGAAAGGAAUUCACAGAUAUGAGGCGACAGUGGAUGCAUCCCAUACCGUUGCGAAAAAAUCCGGAGCUCUUAUCCAAGAUGUGUAUCGUGUGCAAGUGCACCUGGAAAAUGCUGUCAACCUGGGAACUUAGAAAACCUCAUCCUAGAUACUUGCCCCUCUGGUGAUUUCCUUUGGGACUAAACGCUUUUAGUUGACUGACAAAGGUACACUGCGACAAAUGGCACUGUGAAUUUAUUAUUUAUUAAAAUUUAUAAAUCCAUCUGAUUACUUUAUUGAUUACUAUGAGUAUGUAAAAAGAAGUAUGCAUGAAUGGCAUAAUGUCACCUGACAUGUCAAAGCUUUUAAUCAGCUUUCUCUCUCAAUGAUUUGAACAAAAGCGCGGAUACCUACAAUUGACUUAGUCCUGCAGGGAGGGACGAUGGGGUCCUGGCUCAGAAAAGCGCAGUCUGUUUGCUCUGGUCUUGAAACGUUUCAACUUCACAAGCCGCCAAGUUGAACGAGUUGAAAAAUGAAGCGAGUCUACGGGACGAAAUCCAUUUUGUUGCUCCGACACUCGAGUUGCGUGCGAGCGAUGGGAAAAUUCAAAUAUAAAGCAGAUUCAGCACCUCCACGACCCUCCAAACCAAAACCAAGCCCGACGACCACGUGGCUUACAUGACUUUGAACUUUUAUCACCUGCUGCCAAACGCUGCCAGCCAU
This is a messenger RNA of Drosophila simulans, 1993 nucleotides long. RefSeq names its product calcium uptake protein 1 homolog, mitochondrial. The transcript is spliced from 2 exons. Lineage: Eukaryota; Metazoa; Arthropoda; Insecta; Diptera; Drosophilidae. Gene Ontology annotation, molecular function: calcium ion binding. The record is from RefSeq and is a predicted model, not a curated record. Gene Ontology annotation, cellular component: uniplex complex. Gene Ontology annotation, biological process: calcium import into the mitochondrion; mitochondrial calcium ion homeostasis. Bases 193 to 1458 code for a protein of 421 amino acids.